AGCUUCGUUGUUCAACUUCAGAAGAAGAAGAAGAAGAUGAAGAUGGAGGCUCUGAGAGAAGCAAGAAGCGAGAUUUAUCUCAGAGUCUCUGCGAUUCUCGUCUUGGUUUUAACGGCUUGUUUGGUUGCCUUUGAUUCUCAGACCAAGGUCAUUAUAUACACUAUCACCAAGAAGGCCACUUACAAGGACUUGGAAGCUCUCAAAAUAUUAGUGUACGUGACUUCUGCUGCUGCGGUUUUUAACUUUCUUCAGAUUUGCAAACACCUGGUCCCGGCUUUUUCUGGAGGAAAAUCCAAUGGCUAUCUUCUAUACUUGGCUUGGUUUUGUUUCUUAUUGGAUCAGGUAGGGGUGUAUGUGACAUUCGGGUCGAACACGGCGGCGAUGGAGGCGGCGACGAUAGCGUUAAACGGAGCGAAAGCGUUGCAGUGGCUGAAAGUAUGCGAUAAAUUCACCAGAUUCUGCAUUCAGAUAGGAGUGGCUCUCUUGUGUGGCUAUGUUGCUUCAUUCAUCAUGGCCAUCAUAUCUUGUGUGUCUGCCUACAACUUGUUCCGCCUCUAUUCUUCUUCCUCUUUCCUCCGCUUGAAGUUAUCCAAGGCCCCUCAUUAAUUAAUUAAUUAGCUUUUGCUUAAUUAGCCCCACUAUGUGAUUAAUUAUACUAUCCUGAAACUAAAUGAUAAAUUAACGAAUAUUGUUAUUGUAAUUUUGAUCAUCCACACGCGCAUAUAUAUGUUAGCUGAUGCAUGGAGAUGAAGGGGGAGUGAAAGAGAGAGCUUUCAGUGAUGUAAUUUUACGCGUAUGUUUUAUUAUACAACCUCAAGCUGCACACUGCGUACUAUUGAAAAUAAUGAGCAAGCUUACCAUUUACAAGUCA
Molecule: messenger RNA, 871 nt
Organism: Neltuma alba
Lineage: Eukaryota; Viridiplantae; Streptophyta; Magnoliopsida; Fabales; Fabaceae
Product: CASP-like protein 2C1
Exons: 3
Coding region: 37-606 (189 amino acids)
Source: RefSeq, a predicted model, not a curated record